Molecule: messenger RNA, 1653 nt
Organism: Pleurotus ostreatus (oyster mushroom)
Lineage: Eukaryota; Fungi; Basidiomycota; Agaricomycetes; Agaricales; Pleurotaceae
Exons: 1
Coding region: 1-1653 (550 amino acids)
Molecular function (GO): protein binding
Source: RefSeq, a predicted model, not a curated record
AUGUCCACGAUUCUUUGCCCCGGAACUAGUGGACUUCAUUACUCAGGUGUCGCAAUCGCACCCUCUCCGAUUUCGAGGCUGCCGGCAGAGGUUCUUCGAGAGAUCUUUAGGUUAUCGAUACUUGAAGACGACAUACAAUUUAACACUCCUCGAUGUGCGAUUCUCUCGCACGUAAACCGCCUCUGGAGGACGGUGGCGUUGUUUGACCCCUCCUUGUGGACAUUUAUCACAACCGAUUGUGGCCGCUGGAUAGAAGCACAUAUAAAACGAUCAGGAAAUCGUCCACUUUCAGUUCGAAUGGACAUCGAGGUCCUCACAGAAGCUACCUUAGAAAACAUCGACCAGGUAUUUUCGCAGGCCUCUAGGCUUCAGAAAAUUGACAUCUACCACGCAAUCCGAAGCGAGACCUCUGGAGGGCUGGAGCCAAAAGAAAGGGACAAACUGUGCGCCAGAUUCUUCGCUAGCCUACAACGAUGCUUCCUCCUCCCGAUGCCCAUGCUCCAGACCUUCGACCUGCUCGCCAGCGAGCUUUCUGGAAGAUUGAUUACACUUGGAGAAACACCUAACAUUCAGUCUAUGAAAAUAGCCGGCGCUGGCCUAUCCUCGUCGCCUUCACUGGGGCAACUGGUCUCUUUGGAAAUUCGGCUGUACGUCCGCCUACCUUUGGACAAAUUUGCAGCGGUGCUUGCUACAAUGAAGAAUUUGUCGGACUUACGUAUCAUGUAUCCCAACAUCUGCGAACACACCGUCUUCCCCGCUAGCCCUCGCGCAAUCACCCUCCCUAGGCUAAAGAUCUUCAGAUUUGUAGGCUGCGCUCUUGGAUACGCGAUUCUGAAAUACUUCACCAUCGAUUCUCCGGUCUUGGAUUGCCUCGAACUGGGCGUCAUGGAAGAGGACUCUACAAGCUGCGCCGAACCUUGCGAUCCGUCAGAGAUUCUUCCAAAUUUCCUGGCGAUGAUCCAGUUCUUUCCUUCCUCUUGUUUUGAGAGACAAAGCCUUACAAUACACUCCACCACUGCCGGUCUUUUCACCCUCUCUUUGGCCUGCCGACCGCAGGACGCGAAAAUACGAAAGAUGGUAUACCAGGCAUACUAUGUGGAUAUUGCUGGCCUCUACAAACUACUCCCAAUCGGUGGUAUACGUUGCCUCACUCUUAAAGAGGAGGACGACUGCGAAGAGAGCGAUGACGAAGAUACGAAUCAUAUAUGUGUUUUCGAUCUUCUCGAUGGCCUCGACUCACUAGAAGAAAUACGACUUUUCGAUCCGAAACAUUUGCAUGCCCUAUCAGUCUUGCUCGACAAGCACCCAAAAAUAUUACCCUCCCUCAAAAACCUCGUUCUAAGAUUUCGCCAAUGCGAGGAGCACUUCACAUGGCUUCAGCAAAUUAUGACGAGGAGGCCUUUGAGGCGGCUGACUCUGCUUGACUCAGAUAUUUCGUGGACUAAAGUUACAUUGAUGCACCAUCAACACCGCGAAAUGGAAAUCCGCAUAUGGCCCCCGAUGAAUAGCAGCCUCUACGCUCACGAAGUGCUCAGUAAUGGUCAGACCCAGACUUAUUAUGACUCGCCUACAAACAUGCUCCCAAUUCAGUUUAUUUUGGGACAUGCUUAUGACGAACCAGUAUCACGUCUUCUCAACGAAUCGCAGGAUUAG